ACCAUUCUAGGGUUGCCUCCCAAUCCCAGACUCUCCAUUUCCGCCUCCAAACCCUCGCCGCGAUGGGCAGGAAGCCCUCGUCCGCCGCCGCCGUCGACCACGGCGCCCUCUCCGCGAGCGCCAAGGCCGCCGACGACCUCCUCGCGGCGUCCGCCGGCUGCGGCGGCGCCCACGGCCACUCCCUCUUCUUCGACGCCCUCGUGCAGCUCAUCCCCCCGCGCUUCUACCUCUCCGCCGCCGACGAGCACCGCCCGUGGUACCAGGGCCUCUCCAAGUCCGCCAAGGCCGCCAUGAAGGCGCAGUCCCGCGCCAACGUCAAGGCCGCCCGCCGCGCCCGCCUCGAUCCCUCCGCCCCGCCCUCCUCCACCCUCGACCUCCUCAAGAAAUCCCUCGCCGACCAGGACGCCCACGAUUCCUCCUCCUCCUCCGGGGAAGAUGCUAGCGACGACGACGACGAUGACGACGACGAUGAGGUCGAAGAGCGGGAGGAGGACGAAGGGGAUGAGGAGGGUAUGCAGCUCGCGCCGGCGGCCGUGGUGUCCGAGGACCGGUCGGUGACCUACGAGGAGCUGCGCGAGCGGCUCCACCGCCGCAUCGCCGAGCUCCGCGGCAACCGGUGCACCAGGCCGGAGUUCCUGAACAAGCCCAAGAGGGAGAAGGGCAAGAAAGGGAAGAAGGGGAAGGAUGUGGGGAAGAAGAGGAAGCGCGAGGAUGGCGGCGGCGGCGGCGGCGCUCAGGAUGGGGAGGGUAAGGAUGGGAAGAAGUCCAAGAAGGAGGAGGAUUCCAAGGCACCGGAUAUCGUCUAUGGCAAUGUGUGGGUCGAUCCUAAGGAAGCGAGGAGACGGAAGAAGAGAAGGAUCAAGAACAAGAAGAAGGCUCUUGAGGAGGCUAAGCGGAUGCAGCAGGCGAAGGAGGAUCCUGAGAAGGCGACCAAGCUGGCGUGGGAUCUGGCAAGAAGGCGGGCUGCUGGCGAGAAGGUGCACGAUGACCCGAAGUUGAUCAAGGAGAGCAUGAAGAAGGAUAAAAAGCGGCAGCAGAAGCACGCCGAGCAGUGGAAGGAGAGGCAGAAGAUGGUGGACAAGCAGAAGAAGGAGAGGCAGAGCAAGAGAACGGAGAACAUCCGGGAGCGGGCUAACCAGAAGAAGAUGCGCAAGAUUGAGAAGCGUGAGAAGAAGCUUAUGCGCCCUGGAUUUGAAGGGCGCAAGGAAGGAUAUGUCAAUGAGUAACAUCUCCAUUGAAUGCUGUGAAGUGAGAAGGAUCAGUGUAUCAGCCAAGGUUGCAUUUGUCAAUGUCGGCACUCGUAGUAGGUUAGCAAAUCAUUACCGUCAUGUGCCUUAUUUAGAGCAUGGAAUUUGAAUACUUGGCAGGUUUGUCUACAAAAAUGUUUUUGGGGAUAUUCUUGCGUGUUAUUUUCAUUUAUGGUUGGAUAAACCUGCAAAAGAAAAAGAAAAGAAACCGCCUUGCUAAGUCUUUGAGGCAUUUAGCACUAAAUUUUGCACAGAGUAAAUCGUUAAUAUUAAUGGUGCUUUAGUGGCUGCCCUUUUUUUGGUUUCCAGUGGGUAAGACUGAUGUAUGGUUAUAUCUAUUUCCAUUAUGAUGCUUUUGUACAGACCUUUAUAGGUUGGAUUUCUGUUA
This is a messenger RNA of Oryza sativa Japonica Group (Japanese rice), 1635 nucleotides long. Its product is annotated as ribosomal RNA-processing protein 14-C. The record is from RefSeq and is a predicted model, not a curated record. Gene Ontology annotation, biological process: ribosomal large subunit biogenesis; ribosomal small subunit biogenesis. Lineage: Eukaryota; Viridiplantae; Streptophyta; Magnoliopsida; Poales; Poaceae. Gene Ontology annotation, molecular function: RNA binding; DNA binding. Gene Ontology annotation, cellular component: nucleolus.